Penicillium daleae is the source of this 1065-nucleotide messenger RNA. RefSeq lists its product as uncharacterized. The record is from RefSeq and is a predicted model, not a curated record. The transcript has 2 exons. Bases 1 to 1065 code for a protein of 354 amino acids. Lineage: Eukaryota; Fungi; Ascomycota; Eurotiomycetes; Eurotiales; Aspergillaceae.
AUGACCAUGAACCCCUAUCUCAGCUGGGCUAUUCUGCUCGUGGUGGCAGGUAGUCUCGGCUGGUACUACACCAAUGGCUCGACCCCGAAGGCCAAGACCGCAGUGCGAGCUGCUGUGGAGAAAUCAGAGGCCGUCGUAGCACCCAAGAAGCAAAAGCGCAAGCCCAAGGCACCUGAGCCGGCUGACGCCAAGAAGCCCGAGGUGAAGACUGUGGUCUCACCCCCGACCACCGAGGACGACCAGCCCGAUGAGGAUGUUGACCGUAAGGAGAUGGCCCGCCGUCUGGCUGCCAUCAAGAACGGCACCUCCCCCGCUCUCGCGCCUUCCUCCAAGAGUCAGAAGAAGAAGGCGAAGAAGGCCGCUCCGCUCGAGAGCGGCUCCCACGCCUCUUCGACCACCGGCCCCUCUCCCGGCGCCUCGGUCCUCCGCGUGACCGGCAACAUCGAGUCUGAGGCUAAGAAGCAAAAGGCGCAGAACUUCAAGCAGGUGGAGACCAAGAAGCAGCGCCAGAACCGACUCAAGAACGAGGCGCGCAAGCAGCAGGUCCAGGAGGCUGAAGUGGAGCGCCGAAAGUUGCUGGAAAAGCAGCUGCACACCGCUCGCGAGUCGGAGCGUCAGGAGGCUGCUCGUUCCAAGCCUCCUACCAGCAACGCCUGGCAGACCCAGGGCGCAAAGCCCGCAGUCAACGGCUCCUCUCAGCCCGCUGCUACCCCUGCUCCUGCUGCUGCCCCCGUGCAGCUCCUCGACACCUUUGAGCCCUCCACCGCCUCUCCGGCUCAGAAGAAGUGGGACCAGAACCUGCCUUCUGAGGAGGAGCAGCUGCGCAUCCUGGGAGCCUCCAGCGUUGACGAUGACUGGACCACCGUCUCCAGCAAGAAGGUCAGCAAGAAGAAGGGUGGCAAGGCUGACGAGAGCGUCAGCGAGGCUAGUGCUUCCGAGUCCCAGCCCGCUCCCGUGGCCCCUGCCCCCAUUGAGCCUCGUGUGACUGUGACCCCUACCUAUCUCCCAGACAUCCUCCGCUCUCGUGAGAAGGGCCACCCACUGGACUCGGACUGGGCCGCUUGA